UUCUACUCAUCACAUCUCCAUCCCAAAACUCAAGUUUUUUCUGCUUGUAUUGCAGCUGUUUCAGUCUUCUUCAAUGGCUGCUAAAACCAUUUCAAAAUCAAGUUAUCAGCUCAAAGCUGCCUUUGAUGUUUUGGGACUCUUGUGUCUGUUGCUGUUGUUGCAGAAAGGUAAUGCAAUUCAAUUCAAUGUUGGAGGAGCUAAGGGUUGGAAUGUGAAUGAUGCAAAACGUUACAAUCAGUGGGCUGAAAAAACAAGAUUUCAGACCGGUGACUCUCUGUUGUUUGUGUACAAACCAAACCAAGACUCAGUGCUUCAAGUAACAAAAGAAGACUACCAAAACUGCACUACAACAGCACCUCUUGCAACGUUCAACGACGGUCGCACUGUCGUUACAUUUAAGAAAUCGGGACCUCACUACUUCAUUAGUGGAAAGAAAGAAAAUUGUCUGAAGAAUGAGAAGUUGGUAGUAAUUGUUUUGUCAGAGAGAAGCGAUUCUUCCACUUCGCCUCCAGGUGGUAUGGGCAUUGCACCAGCUGGGGAGAAUUCUCCGACUGCAGGAUCGAUUCAGCUGAAUCCGACUCCAUCACCAGAUGAGCAGACGCCAAGUGCAGCUUCUUCAACAUUUGUUAGUUUAACAGGUUUCGUUGGGACAUUAUUUGCUUUAUCUCUUGUUUUUGUGUUCUGAGUGUUAAAAUUUGCAUAAUGAGGAGUUCCACUACUUAUAUUUUUUGGGGGUUUUGAUUUCAAUGUGAGUUUAACGCUUUGAGCUCAGUGGUUUCAACUGGGUUUUUUUAUUAUUAUUAUUAUUCUUAAGGUUAAUUUAUAUUUGAGAUUUGUUUGUUACUGAUGAGAAAAUAAGCUGACAAUUUAUGCAGUGAUCGGUGUGCUUAUUGCUUCAAAUAUGUAAGAGCAUUGUAUACAAGAAAAUAAAUAAAAUUUUACUUUUUUA
This is a messenger RNA of Manihot esculenta (cassava), 949 nucleotides long. RefSeq names its product early nodulin-like protein 1. The record is from RefSeq and is a predicted model, not a curated record. Bases 74 to 685 code for a protein of 203 amino acids. Gene Ontology annotation, molecular function: electron transfer activity. Gene Ontology annotation, cellular component: plasma membrane. NCBI's taxonomy places the organism in Eukaryota, Viridiplantae, Streptophyta, Magnoliopsida, Malpighiales, Euphorbiaceae. The transcript is spliced from 2 exons.